GAAGGGGUAGAGUUUGACAAAGAUUUAAAAAACGAUCCUGACAAGUUAUUGAAUAAUGUUUGUGAUUGGAUACGUUUUACUGGUUGUUAUUGUGCAAUCCACUGCUGAUAGCAUUGCGGAGAAGAGGGCUCAAUCCCGUCAAUCGAUGACUUUAACUGACGCCCUCAAAAAGAUCGAAGAACUGGAAAAACGGAUGAGUGCAUAUGAUCACAAGCUAACAGUCGUUCUUAGAGGAAGAGAUGGACGCGACGGUUUACCAGGAACCCCAGGAAAAGAUGGGAGUAAUGGGAAAGACGGUUCUGCUGGUCCAAGAGGGCCGCAAGGUGCUCAAGGAGCUCCAGGAAAAGAAGGGCCACAAGGUCCACGAGGUCCUAAAAGUGGUGGUGUAAAAUAUGUACGCUGGGGUAAGACCACGUGUCCUUCUGGCUCUGACCUCGUUUACAAGGGUCGCAUUGGAGGAGAAUACUAUACUCAUYUAGGAGGAGCAGCUGAGUACAUUUGUUUGACUGAAUCGCCUAAAUAUGGGAAUUACAAACCAGGACACCAAUCAGCAGGGUACAUCUAUGGUACCGAGUACCAGGUAAACGGUUACAGCCCAUUCACCGAAACUAACCUUCACGACCACGAGGCUCCUUGUGCGGUUUGUCACGUGCCUACUCGCAACGCAGAGCUCAUGAUACCGGCGACAUACGAAUGCCCCUCGGGCUGGACCAUGGAAUAUCAUGGUUACCUGAUGACAGCUUAUUAUGGCCACGCCCACCCCACUAAAUAUCUUUGCGUUGAUCAGCAUGCUGAAGCCGUUAAAGGAACAAGUGCUGAUCUAAAUGGAGCGCUGCUGUAUCCCGUGGAAGGUGUGUGUGGUUCUCUUCCUUGUCAUCCGUAUGCCACAGGAAAAGAACUGACAUGCGCUGUGUGUACGAAGUAGUAUAUUAUCGUAGCUUUUGACGCAUGUAUAUCGACGUAAUCUACAAUAUACUUCCAUAAAUG
Molecule: messenger RNA, 987 nt
Organism: Exaiptasia diaphana
Lineage: Eukaryota; Metazoa; Cnidaria; Anthozoa; Actiniaria; Aiptasiidae
Product: short-chain collagen C4
Exons: 6
Coding region: 56-925 (289 amino acids)
Source: RefSeq, a predicted model, not a curated record